AGGCACAAGAACACGCACAAGAAACGGAGAUAGAUAGAUAUUCAAAAACCUCACCUCUACGCUCCCUUUCCUCUCCCCAAACCAAACCAAACCAAACCCUAAUUUGAGCACAAAAAAUGUCCACCACCACUGAUGAUUUCACAAGAGGCGUUGAAGACGGCCUCAGGCUGUCGAAACGCAUUUACUUCGGCAAAGAUCGAUCAGUAGCCCCACCUAAACCCCUCAUGUCCAUGGAGAAAGCCAGGAGAUCCUUGUACCCCGUCUCACCUAUGCUUUAUGCGGUUAUCUUUAAUCCAGGCAUCGUCGAUAACCCCGACGUCCCCAGCUACCAGCCUCACGUGCACGGCAGGUGCGAUCCCCCUGCCUUGAUUCCUCUUCAGAUGAACGGGAUUGACAUUGAUGUCGACUGUUGUUUAGAUACAGCUUUUGUUACACUCACUGGCUCUUGGCGUGUUCACUGUGUUAUGGGUAGUGCUACAUGUGAUUGUCGUCUCGCUAUUCCUAUGGGUUUAGAGGGUUCCAUUCUAGGUGUAGAGGUUGAAUUGAUUAGAAAGUCAUACAAGACGCAGCUAGUUGUGGUUGAUGAAAAGGGGGACACCGAAAACAAUGCCAAGCCUGAAGAUGGGGGCUUUCUCAAACCUCACAUCUUUACUUUGACCAUACCACAGGUUGAUGGUGGUUCAAAUAUUUCGGUCAAAGUAAGAUGGUCGCAGAAGUUAAUUUAUAAAGACGGCGAUUUCACGCUGGAUGUUCCUUUCAGUUUCCCUGAGUAUGUCACUCCAGCGGGAAAGAAACUUACCAAAAAGGAAAAGAUUCAACUCAGUGUUAAUGUCGGCUUGGGUACACAAGUUAUGUGUAAGGAACCAAGCCAUCCGUUGAAGGAGCAAAAACGGGCAGUAGGGAAAUUGGUUUUCUUGUAUGAAGCAGAAGUUCUUUCAUGGUCAAGUUCUGAUUUCGUGUUUACAUACUCUGUUCCUACAAGCAAUGCAUUUGGGGGUGUCUUUUUGCAGUCUCCAUCAUCACUCGCUAUUGACCAGAAAGAGAUGUUUUCGUUGUAUCUAUUUCCAGGGCCGGAUCUCAGUAAAAAGGUUAUUAAGAAGGAAGUGCUUUUUGUUGUUGAUAUAAGUGGAAGCAUGAAGGGUAGGACAAUAGAGGCUACAAAAAGUGCGGUUAUUGCAGCACUAUCAAAGCUUGAUCAAGAGGAUUCGUUUAGUAUAUUGGCAUUUAAUGACCAGACUUUCUUAUAUUCAUCAACUCUCGAAUUGGCAACCGAGGAAGCCCUUCAAAAAGCUACGGAUUGGAUGGGCAUGAAUUUUAUUCCUGGUGGUGGUACAAACAUGUCAAUUGCUCUUGAUCAGGCUGUAGAGAUGUUAUCGGGUACCAAGCGAUCAGUUCCAAUGAUUUUUUUUAUAACUGACGGUGCAGUUGAAAAUGAGAGACAAAUUUGUGAAGUUAUGAUGAAGCAACUAAAAAAUCAAGGAUCAGAACUGUGUCCACGCAUUUACACAUUUGGUAUAGGUUCGUUCUGCAAUCAUUACUUCUUGCGAAUGCUUGCAAUGAUUGGCAGAGGCUAUUUUGUGGCUGCUUCUGAUCCAGAUUCAAUCGUAUCUCGAAUGGAAGCUUUGUUUUCUAGAGCUUCUUCAACAGUUUUGCUGAACAUCGCAAUUGAUGGCUUAGAUGAUCUUGAUGCUCUUCAGGUUUAUCCUUCGGUUAUUUCAGAUCUUUGUUCGGAAGGGCCUCUGAUUGUGUUUGGGCAUUACAGGGGUGGUUUUUCGGACACCCUGAAAGUUAAAGGGCUUCUUGCGGAUAUGAGUAAUUUCACUAUUGACCUUAAGGUGCAACGGGCGAAGGAUAUACCUCUUGACAAGAUCCUGGCGAAGCAACAAAUUGAACAUUACACCUCACAAGCAUGGUUUUUACAAGAUAAAAAGCUCGAGGAGAAGGUAGCAAAAAUGAGCAUGCAGAGUGGUGUUGUUAGUGAGUAUACGCGCAUGGUUUUGUUGGAGACGGUACAAGUACAAGAAAAGCAAGCCUCAACAUCAUCGGGGACUAAAAAGGGAAAAAAAGAAAGUGUUGAAAUUAGGGAAAAGGUUGAAAUGAUAAAGGUGUUGCAGCGGGUGGGUAUGGGGUUUGGUAACUUGAUUGCGACUGUUGAAAACACUCCUCAAGGUUAUGAACCGAAACUACCGGAUCAAGCGGAAAUGUUGGUGAGAGCAGCUGGGAACUGUUGUGUUAAUCUAUGUGGCAAGUGCUGUUGCAUGUGCUGCAUUCAAGCCUGUUCAAGGAUCAACGACCAGUGUGCUAUUUUGGUGACCCAGAUUAUUACUGGGCUAGCGUUUUUUGGGUGCUUUGCGUGUUGUGAACUGUGCUGUGGUGGAGAUUGAUGACACUGACUGCAGUGCUUUAGUGUUUAUAUGUUAUCUGUAAACAGGAAAAUGUGAUAAGCAAGCUAAGAGUCUUGGAUCCAUCCAUAUGGAUGUUUUUGUCGUUUGUGAUAUCUGCUACAUGCGCACAAACAUGUAUAAUUUAUAAGUUGCUUUAGUGUUAAUAUGUAAACACAUAUAUACACGUGAACACACAGAGAUGUGUUUGAAAAUAUUAUCAACUAACAAGUAACAAGGUU
Helianthus annuus (common sunflower) is the source of this 2623-nucleotide messenger RNA. RefSeq lists its product as uncharacterized. The coding region runs from base 117 to 2384 and encodes 755 amino acids. The transcript has 13 exons. The record is from RefSeq and is a predicted model, not a curated record. NCBI's taxonomy places the organism in Eukaryota, Viridiplantae, Streptophyta, Magnoliopsida, Asterales, Asteraceae.